AUGAGCAUUUAUGAUCAGGAGUUCGUAGUCCCGGAACCUCGGAGAUUCCGUUUCGGCGCAGAGGGCGAUGUGUUUAUGCUAAUGAAUCAAGCUACACGCUUUCUGUCCAAACCGGCGGGCGGACUUUUAUCGUACCACCCAGGUCUCUGGUCGCGGAAGACAACGUUUCCGGAACGAUCUCAGCUGAUUGAUCAAGGUCUAGUGCAAGCAGAGAGCACGUGCGUCACCUUGGUUUUGGCGGAUGAAAUUGAUGAGAUCAUCAAAGACUCGCUCAGCUUCACAGACCCGCCCAGUGAUACCUUCGCCAGACACAAUGGGUUGGGAAUCGGCAUCAAGGCGCGUGUACUCGACCGUAAGUAA
Messenger RNA from Sphaeroforma arctica JP610, 360 nucleotides. RefSeq lists its product as hypothetical. Bases 1 to 360 code for a protein of 119 amino acids. The record is from RefSeq and is a predicted model, not a curated record. The transcript has 3 exons. Lineage: Eukaryota; Ichthyosporea; Ichthyophonida.